This is a messenger RNA of Acanthisitta chloris (rifleman), 669 nucleotides long. RefSeq names its product CD28 molecule (gene CD28). Bases 1 to 669 code for a protein of 222 amino acids. Gene Ontology annotation, cellular component: membrane; external side of plasma membrane. Lineage: Eukaryota; Metazoa; Chordata; Aves; Passeriformes; Acanthisittidae. Gene Ontology annotation, biological process: T cell costimulation; T cell activation; immune response. The record is from RefSeq and is a predicted model, not a curated record. The transcript is spliced from 4 exons.
AUGCUCCUGGGGAUCCUCGUGGUGCUCUGCUUCAUCCCCACUGCUGAUGUAACAGAAAACAGGAUUCUAGUGUCUCAGCGUACUUUGCUCACUGUAGUAAACAAAACUGCAACUCUAGUUUGCAACUACACAUACAAUGGAACAGGGAAGGAAUUUCGAGCUUCACUGCGCAAAGGAACAGACAGUGCCGUUGAAGUUUGCUCUAUUUCAUGGAACUUAACCGAAACCAUCAGCAGUUCAAAUAACGAAUUCAACUGUCAGGGGUUUAAUGACAAAGACAAAGUCAUCUUCAAUCUUUGGAACAUGAGUGCCAACCAAACUGACAUCUACUUCUGCAAAAUUGAGGCCAUGUAUCCACCCCCAUAUGUCUACAAUGAGAAGAGCAAUGGGACUGUCAUUCAUGUGCAAGAGGUACCCAUCCAAACACAAGAGCCUCAGUCUGCAAUUCCUUUGUGGAUUAUGGCAACAGUGACUGGAGUUCUUACUUUCUACAGUAUGCUAGUAACUGGAGUUUUUAUUAACUACUGGCAAAAAUCCAAAAAGAAUGUGUAUCAUCAGAGUGACUACAUGAACAUGACUCCACGGCAUCCACCAUACCAGAAGAACAAGGGUUACCCAUCCUAUGCACCAACACGAGACUACACGGCCUAUCGGUCCUGGCAGCCCUGA